AUGUUUGUCUACAAGAGAGAUGGACGCAAAGAACGCGUCCAAUUCGACAAGAUCACGGCUCGUGUCUCAAGACUGUGCUAUGGCCUUGACCCCGAGCACGUUGAUGCUGCUGCUAUCACCCAGAAGGUCAUUUCUGGUGUCUACCAGGGUGUGAACACAGUUGAACUUGACAACCUGGCCGCUGAGACCGCGGCAUACAUGACUGUUACUCACCCCGACUAUGCCAUCCUCGCUGCCCGUAUUGCUGUUUCCAACCUCCACAAGCAAACCAAGAAACAAUUUUCCCUCGUCAUCUCAGAUCUCUAUCAUUAUGUGAAUCCGAAAAAUAAGGUACCAGCGCCUAUGAUAUCACAAGAAACGUACGAAACUAUAAUGAAACAUGCCGACGAGCUCAAUUCUGCCAUCGUAUACGACCGUGACUUCAACUAUAACUUCUUCGGUUUCAAGACUCUUGAACGAUCAUAUCUGCUGCGGCUCGAUGGAAAGGUUGCCGAACGUCCUCAGCACUUGCUGAUGCGUGUUGCUGUUGGUAUUCACGGCAACGACAUUGAGAGGGCUAUUGAGACCUACAACUUGAUGUCCCAGAAGUACUUUACACAUGCUUCCCCGACUCUGUUCAACGCUGGCACUCCCCAGCCUCAGCUGGCUUCCUGCUUCUUGGUUGAUAUGAAGGAGGACAGCAUUGACGGUAUUUACGACACACUGAAGACAUGUGCCAUGAUCUCUAAGACUGCUGGUGGUAUCGGUCUGAACGUUCACCGCAUUCGGGCCACAGGCUCAUACAUUGGUGGUACCAAUGGAUCGUCUAACGGCAUCGUUCCCAUGCUCCGUGUGUUUAACAACACAGCUAGAUACGUUGACCAGGGUGGAAACAAGCGUCCUGGUGCUUUCGCUAUCUACCUGGAGCCAUGGCACGCCGAUGUCUUUGAGUUCUUGGACCUUCGCAAGAACCACGGAAAGGAGGAAGUGAGAGCUCGUGAUCUGUUCUACGCCCUUUGGACCCCCGAUCUGUUCAUGAAGCGUGUUGAGGAAAAUGGUGACUGGACCCUUUUCUGCCCCAACGAGGCUCCUGGCCUCGCAGAUGUCUACGGAGAGGAGUUUGAAGCUCUUUACGAGCAGUAUGAAAAGGAGGGCCGUGGUCGCCGAACCAUUAAGGCUCAGAAGCUCUGGUACGCCGUCUUGGAGUCGCAGACCGAGACCGGCAACCCCUUCAUGCUCUACAAGGAUGCCUGCAACAAGAAGAGCAACCAGAAGAACCUGGGAACCAUCCGCAGCUCCAACCUUUGCACUGAGAUCAUUGAGUACAGUGCUCCUGAUGAGGUUGCUGUUUGUAACUUGGCUUCUCUUGCCCUCCCUACCUUUGUCGAUGCUGCCCGUGGCGAAUAUGACUUUGGCAAGCUGCACGAAGUCGUCCAGGUCUUGGUUCGCAACCUGAACAAGAUCAUCGACAUCAACUACUACCCAGUCCCUGAGGCCAAGAAGAGUAACUUCCGUCACCGUCCAAUUGCUCUUGGUGUCAACGGUCUGGCUGAUGCAUUCCUUGCCCUGCGUCUGCCCUUUGACUCGGCUGAAGCCAAGCAGUUGAACAUCCAGAUCUUCGAGACUAUCUACCACGGUGCUCUCACAGCCUCUUCCGACCUGGCCAAGGAGAAUGGAACAUAUGAGACUUACGAAGGCUCGCCUGUCUCCCAGGGUAUCCUACAGUACGACAUGUGGGACCGCACACCCACUGAUCUUUGGGACUGGGAUUCCCUCAAGGGCAAGAUUGCGCAGAAUGGUGUUCGCAACAGUCUUUUGGUUGCUCCGAUGCCCACUGCCAGUACUAGUCAGAUCCUGGGUUUUAACGAGUGCUUCGAGCCUUACACCUCGAACAUUUACUCUCGCCGUGUUCUUGCGGGUGAGUUCCAGGUUGUCAACCCUUGGUUGCUCAAGGAUCUUGUCGACCUUGGUCUCUGGUCCGACAACAUGAAGAACCGUAUCAUUGCCGAUGGCGGUUCCGUGCAGAACGUCCCCAACAUCCCUGAUGACAUCAAGUCCCUCUACAAGACCGUGUGGGAGAUUUCCCAGCGCCGAAUUCUGGAGAUGGCCGCCGACCGUGGUGCGUACAUUGAUCAGUCCCAGUCUCUCAACAUCCACUUGAAGGAGCCCACCAUGGGCAAGAUCACUAGCAUGCACUUUGCUGGCUGGAAGAUGGGUCUGAAGACCGGCAUGUACUACCUCCGUACGAUGGCUGCCUCUGCUCCUAUCCAGUUCACUGUCGACCAGGAGCAGCUGAAGGUUGAGGACAAGAAUGUCGCUCGCAGUAGCAAGAAGAGGGUCGGUGGAGCUGCGGCAGCGACUACCUACUCCGCGGUGCCCCGUGACCCCGCCGCGCAGGUGAAUGGACACAGCGAGGAACCCACCAACGGCGUGCCUCUAGAGGCCGAGACUAACGGUGAGGCGGAAAAUUCUGAAGAGGAAAAGAAGGAGGAGGAUGGCGAGCCCACUGAGGCAGACAUCUACUCGCAACAAGUUCUUCAAUGCAGCAUUGAGAACAAGGAGGCUUGCAUUAUGUGCCAGGGCUGA
Aspergillus puulaauensis is the source of this 2565-nucleotide messenger RNA. It is a transcript of the gene RNR1, whose product is annotated as ribonucleotide-diphosphate reductase subunit RNR1. Bases 1 to 2565 code for a protein of 854 amino acids. Gene Ontology annotation, molecular function: ATP binding; ribonucleoside-diphosphate reductase activity, thioredoxin disulfide as acceptor. Lineage: Eukaryota; Fungi; Ascomycota; Eurotiomycetes; Eurotiales; Aspergillaceae. Gene Ontology annotation, biological process: deoxyribonucleotide biosynthetic process; DNA replication. Gene Ontology annotation, cellular component: ribonucleoside-diphosphate reductase complex. The record is from RefSeq and is a predicted model, not a curated record. The transcript has 3 exons.